Messenger RNA from Entamoeba invadens IP1, 426 nucleotides. RefSeq names its product deoxyuridine 5'-triphosphate nucleotidohydrolase, putative. The transcript has a single exon. Gene Ontology annotation, molecular function: magnesium ion binding; dUTP diphosphatase activity. Lineage: Eukaryota; Evosea; Mastigamoebida; Endamoebidae. The record is from RefSeq and is a predicted model, not a curated record. The coding region runs from base 1 to 426 and encodes 141 amino acids. Gene Ontology annotation, biological process: dUMP biosynthetic process; dUTP catabolic process.
AUGGAACGUUUAUAUAUCAAAAAGCUUCACCCAGACGCAAUAAUUCCGACUCGUGGUUCUGUUCUCGCCGCUGGGUAUGAUCUUUACUCGUACAUUGACUUCAAAAUCAGCCCACACAGUUGGUUAGCUGUUCCGACGGGAAUUGCUGUUCACAUUCCAUCGGACUGUUACGGGAGGGUUGCGCCAAGGUCUUCCUUAACGUUGAAGAAUGGCCUUGAUGUUGGCGCGGGUGUUGUUGACGAAGACUACAGAGGGGAGAUCAAAGUUAUAUUAUUCAACCACUCUGAUGUCGAAUUUAAAGGGUCGAAGGGUGAUAGAAUAGCGCAAAUGGUUAUUGAAAGGAUAUGUAAAUGUCCAGUUGUGGAGGUUGAUGACCUAAAUGAGACUGAACGGGGGAGUUCUGGAUUUGGGUCAACGGGGAAAUAA